AUACAUUUUUUUUAAUGCAAGGAAUUAGUUUAGAAUAGUUUUAAAGAGUAAAAAGAAUGGAGGUUAUACUAAGAUCCAUUUGUUAUCGUACUUUAAUGAUAAGGUGUGCACGAAAAUAUAAUAGUUUUAAUAAGAUCCUGACGUCUGAACAAGUAGAACAGUAUAGAGAAGAGGGGUACACAGUUGUAAAGAAUUUAUUAUCGGAGGAAGAACUGAAACAAACUCGAGUUGCUUUAGAUGAACUUAAAGAAAGAUCAGUAAAAUCGUUUCAAGCAGGUGUAAAAAGUGAUCUUUAUGAAGUUGAACAAGGUUCAGAUGGGAAACAAAUAUUAAAUCGUAUUAGAUUUCCGUGCGAAUUACAUGAAACAUUUUAUAAUCUACAACGACACGAUAAAAUUUUGGAUUGCGUUGAGGAUUUAAUUGGUCCAUCCUUUCGAUAUAUUGCACAAGACAAACUAAAUUUAAAACCUGCAUGCACUGGAGCUGCAGUUCGAUGGCAUCAAGACUGGGCUUUUUUCCCUCAUACAAAUGACAGUGUUCUUACGGCAAGCAUAUUGUUGCACGACACAACAAGAUCAAACGGAUGUCUUCAAAUUGUUCCUGGAACACACAAAGGACCAAUCCUCUCUCACUACUUCAACAAUACGUUUGCAAAUGUUAUAACUGAUAAAAAAUUUAAACCAAGCAAUGUAGUUUUCCUUGAAGCACCCGCUGGAAGUUUAACAUUACACAACGCCCGUGUGGUGCAUGGCUCUGCAAAAAAUACCUCAAACCAACCAAGAAGCACUUUGUGCUUUGUUUUUACUGCUAUGGAUGCAUGGCCUUUACUAGGUGUGGGAGGCAGAGAUUUUAUGAACAGUGGUCCGGUAGACUAUGACUUGUUCACUGCAACUCUUUUAAGGGGUAAUCCGUGCUUCACACCAAGAAUGGAAAAUAUUCCAGUCAGUCUUCCGAUUCCCUUUCACGCUACGUCGUCAGUGUUUAAAAUAGAGUUCGAAACUGCUGAUGAACCAGCUCCUUAAAUAAUAUAAUUACAUAAAAUCAACAUUAUUGAUAAUGUAGUGAAAUGAUAUAUAUAUAUAUAUAUAUAUAUAUAUAUAUAUAUAUAUAUAUAUAUAUAUAUAUAUAUAUAUAUAUAUAUAUAUAUAUAUAUAUAUAUAUAUAUAUAUAUAUAUAAACUAAUGCUAUGUAGUUUUGAAUAAGCUAAAGUUUAGCUUUUAAAUUUUUUUAAAAUCAAACAAAUAUAACUAA
Hydra vulgaris (swiftwater hydra) is the source of this 1251-nucleotide messenger RNA. Its product is annotated as probable alpha-ketoglutarate-dependent hypophosphite dioxygenase. NCBI's taxonomy places the organism in Eukaryota, Metazoa, Cnidaria, Hydrozoa, Anthoathecata, Hydridae. The record is from RefSeq and is a predicted model, not a curated record.